GCCCACCCACACAUCACCGCCAGAGAGGCUGAGGAAGAUCCAAGAGCUGAUCCACAUCUGUACGCUCCAGGAACCUGAACUGUUUUGCUUAGACCUGACAGAGGACAGUCAUGGUGAAGAUCGAAACCCUAAACGAACUGUCCAGCCUUCGAAACACUGGGUUUGGCCAGCCUCCACUUCGGCACGGCCUGAAUCUUCUCUACUGGUUCGCAAAGGAAGCUGUUGAUAUUGGAAAUGGUGUUUUGGUUCCAAAGAUCAACAUCAAAGGAAAAGAAUUUGGGUUCCAGUUCUUUAAUAACAGAAUUGACGAUGACGAAGACCGACUCCUGCCCAACCAGAACCUUCCGUACUUUGAGGUGGGCAAUCUGAACGCACCAAGAGCCGAGAUGCUGCCGGAUUAUGUGAGACCUCUAAACAACCAGCACUAUUAUGGCAAAGGUAACAUGGAUCGCAUCAUUGUGCGUCUGAAUGACCGCACCAUCGACAGGGUGUACAUCACCCAACACUCAGACCCGCAGAAUUUCAGCCACAGCGGCACCUAUCGAGUGAGUCUGGGUCUGAUCAACACCAUCAGGAACAUGGAGAAGAACCAAUUUCUCCAAAUAGUGCGGCUUGUCAAAUUCCAAAGUCUGAGCGGGGGCGCAAGCUCUCAGCGGGAGAACGUGGACCCUCAGAGGGGGAACACAGACGACUCCUGGUUUUCUUGGUGUACCAUUCUUUAAACGGGUGUGCCAUUUCCAUUACGUGUCUAGAAAGUCAUAAACAUACAAAUGUAAUUCCAAAAAACUUGGGACAGUAGGUAAAAUGGCUAUAAAGUGAGCAUUAACAACAUUUUACAGUUCAGGAGUUUACGCAUUUUUCACCAAGACAUAUUUCCAUCUAGAUAUGUUUUUGAGGGACGGGGGCGCUUGUUUUAAAAAGACAACGGCAAGCCACGUCUUGCAGUAAGAGAGUGCUGGUGCUUGGCUGGCCUGCCUGCAGAUCAGACCCGCAAUAUAAGGCUCCUCAAGUUUUGAAUUGGGGGACAGGGAAACCUACAGAACUUUAACUUUAAAGGAAUAGUGACGAAACGAAGUGCUAAACAAACCCCCAUCCCAACUUUUUUUGAAACGUGUCACAAUGUAAAUCUACACGCAAAACAACACCAGUACUGUUACAGGAUUGUAAAUCGUUGCUGCCUCUGUUUAUUAACGUUCCUCUUACUGCCCCAAGUUUUUUUAAAUCAUUAUAUUAUGUUCUCUUUUCUUUUUAAUUAAAUACUAUUUGAUUUGUUUAUAGACUUGUUGGGAAGUGGUCAUUCUAGCUAGAUAAAGUAAAAUAAAGAUUAUUCUCUGAUCUGA
This is a messenger RNA of Trichomycterus rosablanca, 1340 nucleotides long. RefSeq lists its product as uncharacterized. Bases 111 to 722 code for a protein of 203 amino acids. Lineage: Eukaryota; Metazoa; Chordata; Actinopteri; Siluriformes; Trichomycteridae. The transcript has 2 exons. The record is from RefSeq and is a predicted model, not a curated record.